Malurus melanocephalus (red-backed fairy wren) is the source of this 3016-nucleotide messenger RNA. RefSeq names its product phosphatidylinositol 3-kinase regulatory subunit alpha-like. The record is from RefSeq and is a predicted model, not a curated record. Gene Ontology annotation, molecular function: 1-phosphatidylinositol-3-kinase regulator activity; protein binding. Gene Ontology annotation, cellular component: phosphatidylinositol 3-kinase complex. Lineage: Eukaryota; Metazoa; Chordata; Aves; Passeriformes; Maluridae. The coding region runs from base 588 to 2762 and encodes 724 amino acids. Gene Ontology annotation, biological process: insulin receptor signaling pathway; phosphatidylinositol phosphate biosynthetic process. The transcript has 16 exons.
CUGAGGAGGCGAGCUCGGUCGGGGCAGCGGGUUCGUGAGCGCGGCGGGACGGGCGCACGGCGGAGAGCUGGGCGUCGCGGCGACAGCUGCUGUCCGGCGGCGGGAGAGAGGCGGUGGCGGCCCCGCCGCUCCUACUGCUCCUGCUGCAGCUGCUGCCACCGCUGCUGCCGCUGAGGAAAAGCAUGUGUGCGGAGUUUGGUGGCAGAAUAUUUCAGGUACGUGGGCAGUCUGUGGCAGAUACAUCUGAAGCAAGUGUGACUGGCUGAAGAGGUGGCUGAAUUUGGAGACACAGAAGUGCUGGCAAGCCCAGGAAGAUAACUAAUUGGAAGAAUAUUGCUAGACACAGAAGAAGUGGAACACUUACUUCUGCAACAGACAGUGACUCAGGAUAAAUACAUCGGUAAAAUCAUCAGCCGUGAAAAGAAAGACUUUGGUGUUUUUCAUUCUCUGGUGGAUUGCAUUACUUACAGACAUUUUCGUUAUCCCAUUUAAUACAUCUUGAAUUUCUCUGUAUAUAAAACUAUAACUGGACAAUUGCAUUUUGAUACUGUUUAAUAACACUUUUGAAUGUUAAAUCAUUUGCCAAGAUGAGUGCUGAGGGAUAUCAAUACAGAGCUUUAUAUGACUACAAAAAAGAGCGAGAAGAAGACAUUGACUUGCACUUAGGAGAUAUAUUAACUGUGAAUAAAGGUACCUUAUUAGCACUUGGAUUCAGUGAAGGGGAAGAAGCAAAGCCUGAGGAAAUUGGUUGGUUGAAUGGCUUUAAUGAAACCACAGGGGAGAGGGGGGAUUUCCCAGGAACUUACGUAGAGUACAUCGGAAGAAAAAAAAUAUCUCCCCCCACUCCAAAGCCUCGUCCUCCUCGGCCUCUUCCAGUAGCACCAAGUCCUGCGAAAGCUGAAGCAGAGAGUGAGCAACCAGCUUGUUCCCUUCCAGAUCUUACAGAGCAGUUUGCACCUCCUGAUGUUGCUUCACCGAUUCUUAUCAAGAUAGUAGAGACAAUUGAAAAGAAAGGUCUGGAGUGCCCAACUUUGUAUGGGGCACAAGGCUCAAGCAGUGCAGUGGAAUUAAGACAAAUUUUUGAAUGUGAUGCCUCUUCAUUAGAUUUAGAGACAUUCGAUAUUCAUACUUUAUCAGAUGCUCUGAAGAGGUAUAUCCUGGACCUGCCAAAUCCCAUCAUUCCAGCAGCUGUUUACAGUGACAUGAUUUCUGUAGCUCAAGAAGUGCAGAGCUCAGAGGAAUAUGCUCAGUUACUGAAGAAACUGAUCAGAUCUCCAAAUAUACCUCCCCAGUAUUGGCUCACACUCCAGUAUUUGCUCAAACAUUUCCUCAGAGUUUGUCAAGCCUCCAGCAAAAAUCUCUUGAAUGCAAGGUCUCUGGCUGAAAUUUUCAGCCCUCUGCUUUUCAAAUUCCAGAUAGCAAGCUCUGAUAAUACAGAACACCACAUAAAAAUCCUAGAGGUUUUGAUCACAAGUGAAUGGAAUGAGAGACAGCCUGUACCAGCCCUGCCUCCUAAGCCACCGAAACCUAAUACUGUAACUAACAAUAGCAUGAAUAACAACAUGUCAUUACAAGACGCUGAAUGGUACUGGGGAGAUAUCUCAAGAGAAGAAGUAAAUGAGAAACUUCGAGACACAGCUGAUGGUACCUUUUUGGUACGAGAUGCUUCAACCAAAAUGCAUGGGGACUACACACUUACACUGAGGAAAGGAGGAAAUAACAAAUUAAUCAAAAUUUUUCAUCGAGAUGGAAAAUACGGUUUUUCUGACCCAUUAACUUUCAACUCUGUGGUCGAGCUAAUAAACCACUACCGGAAUGAAUCUCUAGCCCAGUAUAAUCCUAAACUGGAUGUAAAAUUACUCUACCCAGUAUCUAAGUAUCAGCAGGAUCAAGUUGUAAAAGAGGAUAGCAUUGAAGCAGUGGGAAAGAAGUUACAUGAAUAUAAUACCCAGUUCCAAGAAAAAAGCAGAGAAUAUGACMGACUCUAUGAAGACUACACAAGAACAUCUCAGGAAAUUCAAAUGAAAAGAACAGCCAUUGAGGCAUUUAAUGAAACAAUAAAAAUAUUUGAAGAGCAGUGCCAAACACAAGAAAGAUACAGUAAGGAAUACAUUGAAAAAUUUAAACGAGAAGGAAAUGAAAAAGAAAUACAAAGAAUCAUGCACAACUAUGAAAAACUGAAGUCUCGGAUAAGUGAAAUUGUGGAUAGCAGGCGCAGAUUAGAAGAAGACUUAAAGAAGCAAGCAGCUGAAUACAGAGAGAUAGACAAGCGUAUGAACAGCAUUAAGCCAGACCUCAUACAGCUGAGGAAGACAAGAGAUCAGUACUUGAUGUGGCUGACUCAAAAAGGUGUUCGGCAAAAGAAGCUAAAUGAAUGGCUUGGAAAUGAAAAUGCAGAAGACCAAUACUCUAUGGUAGAAGAUGAUGAGGACUUGCCCCAUCAUGAUGAGAGAACAUGGAAUGUGGGAAAUAUCAACAGAAGCCAAGCUGAAAAUCUGCUGCGGGGAAAGCGAGACGGAACAUUCCUUGUUCGAGAGAGCAGCAAACAAGGCUGCUAUGCCUGCUCUGUGGUGGUGGAUGGUGAAGUAAAGCACUGUGUGAUAAACAAAACACCUACUGGGUAUGGAUUUGCAGAGCCAUAUAACUUGUACAACUCGCUCAAAGAACUGGUGCUACAUUACCAACACACGUCACUUGUGCAGCACAAUGACUCUCUCAAUGUCACACUAGCCUACCCAGUAUAUGCACAGCAGAGGCGAUGAAGAUCUUAAUAUUCUGGGUUGUUUGUGGUUUGUUUUUUUUUUUUAAGAAAUGAUUUGGCAACAUUGAGGCCUCUGGAAAGAAAAGGCUUCUUUCAGCUUUACUGAAGAAUUUGCAGUAUCAAAGCUAUCUGUCUUCAGAUGGGACUAGAGAUUUCCUUCACAACUGCAGUGGGAGAGAUCACAGCGUUAAGCUGUGAAUGUAUGUUUGUAAUCUGAAGUGCUUUUUUUUUUUUUUUUUUUUUAAUUAAAAAAAG